Molecule: messenger RNA, 944 nt
Organism: Eutrema salsugineum
Lineage: Eukaryota; Viridiplantae; Streptophyta; Magnoliopsida; Brassicales; Brassicaceae
Product: B-cell receptor-associated protein 31
Exons: 2
Coding region: 123-779 (218 amino acids)
Biological process (GO): intracellular protein transport; endoplasmic reticulum to Golgi vesicle-mediated transport
Cellular component (GO): endoplasmic reticulum membrane; endoplasmic reticulum
Source: RefSeq, a predicted model, not a curated record
AACUAAAAAUUUAAAAGCUAUAUUAAAUAACCCGUAACGCCUUGUGCUCUUUUGCUCUCUAUUCAUUGACCGACACGUUCUUCCUUUUCUCUCCGAUCUAGGGUUUUUGCUCAACAUCAACGAUGAUCCAUCUCCUUUACUCGGUGCUCUUCGCCGAAAUGGCGUUAAUCCUCCUUCUCCUCUUCAAGACACCUCUCCGAAAGCUCAUCAUCCUCACCUUCGAUCGUAUCAAGCGCGGCCGUGGCCCCGUCGUCGUCAAAACCAUCGGCGCCACCGUCUUCGUCGUUCUAAUGUCAAGCGUCUACAGUUUGCUCAGUAUACAGCGCCGAUCCGAGGAUGGUGCCGCUCUCAAUCCUACUGAUCAAGUCCUGGCGUCGAAGCAUAUGCUUGAAGCUUCUCUAAUGGGAUUUGUGCUGUUUCUCUCGCUCAUGAUUGAUCGACUACAUCAUUACAUCAGAGAGCUUCGGUUACUGAGGAAGACAAUGGAAACUGCGAAGAAACAGAAUAGAGGUUUCGAAGAUGGGAAAAACACUAGCGGGGAGGAAGUCAAAGCCCUUGUGGAAGAAAUCGCGGCUCUGAAGUCGAAAAUCGGGAAAUUAGAAUCGGAAAGUGAAAGCAAAGGAAAAGAACUAAAAGGAGCACGAGCUGAAACAGAGGCUCUGAGAAAACAAGCUGAUGGGUUCCUUAUGGAAUAUGAUAGGCUGCUUGAGGAUAAUCAGAAUCUCAGGAACCAAUUGGAGUCUAUUGACCAGAGUCCAGAGGCUAAGAAGAGUAUGUGAAAUAGAGAUAAAAACAAGGGUAUAAUGUAAUAAUCUGCUGUAUUUGAAGAGCACUAAGUAAUUGUAGGAACUGUGACUUUUCCGAUUUUUGCUUAAUGUAAGGUUGUAUCAUCUCAUCCUCAAAAAUACUGUGUUUUCAAUAUCGAGUAGAUAUGUUAUCUUACA